UGAACACUGUUUGAGAUUUCAACCAAUCAGUGAUGACAUGAGUUUCCAAGUGUUUGGAAAAUAUAUAAACAAUUUGAUGACAAUUAAGACAUUCAGACAAUAAAAACAUUUAUUUUUAAACCUAUUUUCACAUCAAUUGUCUGCAUUUGAAUCAAUUGAUUAUACUUUUGAACGACAACUACAAUGAAAUCACUGUUAAGACAGUCGUUAAUAUCUAAGACAACAUUAUUAUCAAGUGUUGGACACAAUCAUCAAUUUAUGACAUCAUUGACAACAACCAGAAGACAAUCGACACAAUUGAUGACAUCAUCGGCUCAAGACUCGGACAGUGACACCAAUGAAGACAAUUCAGAGAUUGUUAUGAAAGUGGUUGAGACAGAAAUGAAGCGCAGAUUUGAAGGAACGACAAAUCAACUGAAAUACAGUCUUUCGAAGCCAUCAGUGGUAUCACUGGUGAAGACAUUGAAUGUAAAGAAAUGGCAAAAACAUGUGACCGAAGGACUCAUUGACAUUACUAUCGAUCCAAUUGAAACACUUUUGAGAAGUGAUUACUUCACUGAAAAAACUGUUGACCACUACUUGAAUGUUGAGUUUAUUACAUGUCCUUCACAUACAUUAGGUUCAAGUGUUGUCCAAUUGGGUGAACCACACAUCAACUCAACUGUAACUAACAAAUCGUUUGAAUCACCACUAAUUAAAAGGUUUGGUCGUGUAAUAAAAAAUAUGAAGAAUAAUGAAAUACGAGAAGAUAAUGUCAUGAUUUUUGUUAAUAUGGUAACCGAUUAUUUGAAUUAUGAUACAAAUGACAACAUUAUAUUAGAUACAAAGCGACCAAUUAAGGUGUACUUUGGCGAAGAACCCGAAACAGCUAUACCUGAUCUGACAAUCUUUGACAACAGUAAUAAAGGGAACAGAUUUCUGGACAAACCUAUUGUUUGCACAUAUGAAUUGAAGUCUGUUGUCAAUUCAAGUGAUUCAUAUGACCGACACAGGGCUCAGGCCGUCGGGACGGCUAUUAUGGCCGGUGCUUAUAAUUUCCAUACAUUUGACUCAUUGGAUCCAAUAUUUUGUGUUUUAAUUAGAAGCAAAUGGUUUCACUUUUUCGAAAUCAAAAUAACAAAAAAAUAUACAAAACGAUUGUUAAGUAAUGACUUAACAAAAGCUGAUAAAGUGAUAGUAAAACAACUAAAUUAUGGAAAUCCUUUUGACUUUGAAGACGAAAACCACAAACAAAUUAUCUAUCAAUUGUUGCUUUCGAUUAAUUCAUUCAAACAAUUGUAUCACAAUAGAGAUGAUAUUUAAACUUAAAUAUCAUUUAGAGUACAUUGCAUUUGCGCUGAGAGAUAAAGAAAGAGAGAGAGAGAGAGAGCACCCACUGCUCAGUCAUAGCCGAUGUUUAUACUAUCUAUCGGUUGUUUCAAUACUAUAUAUAACAAUAGUAUUGAAUAUAUAUUUUUAGUGAAUAUAUUCGUAACGAUAUAAUCAUUUGAUUGUCCGACCCAUCAA
Oppia nitens is the source of this 1506-nucleotide messenger RNA. RefSeq lists its product as uncharacterized. The record is from RefSeq and is a predicted model, not a curated record. NCBI's taxonomy places the organism in Eukaryota, Metazoa, Arthropoda, Arachnida, Sarcoptiformes, Oppiidae. The coding region runs from base 184 to 1302 and encodes 372 amino acids. The transcript has 4 exons.